AUGUAUCCACAAGCAUCUGAUUUCAUUCAAAACUAUACUGUGAUGAUCGAUGAUGAUCUCUUCGAUGUUCCUCGCUAUAUUAGCACACAAGAGCUUACUGAUGAAUGUGCCUUAUUUAAUCAUUCAUGUGAACCAAAUUGUGAUUUUGAUGGAUCGAAUAAUGGCUGGGCAGUUAGAGCUCGACGUGACAUCAAUGUCGGAGAAGAACUGACCAUGCACUAUGGUAGCUUCGAAACCGAAGACAGUCUAAUGGCAGGUGCUCAAUGCAUGUGUGGUGCUAGCACUUGUGCAGGUCAACUUCGAUUUGAUUUUUGGCGCAAUGAUGAAUGGCAACGCAAAUUUGAACAUGUGGCGAGUCCAUUAAUUCAAAAAAAGAUUCGGGAAUUGCGCACAGCAUCAUUGAAUCAAAAUAAUUCUGAUUAA
Messenger RNA from Rotaria sp. Silwood2, 423 nucleotides. The record is from the annotation of a GenBank genome assembly. NCBI's taxonomy places the organism in Eukaryota, Metazoa, Rotifera, Eurotatoria, Philodinida, Philodinidae.